GAGACUGUGAGGGCCUAGUCCGCGGUUUCCGUCAAAACUCCCCGGCCUUCCCGGAAACGCAGAACGAGACGGGAAGUGGGCGGGCAGCGCCCGCAUCGAGAUCGGAGAUAAAUUGAGGACCGGCUGACGGAGUAGCUCAGUUCUGUGCACUUCAUCGCUUCAUCUGCGGCCGCACCAGACGAACUCUCUCUCCUGCUACGAUGGCCCGCGGUGUGUUCCUGUGCUUGUUGGUGGCGGCCUGUAUGGCCGGCGGGGCCCUCGGCUGCUCCUGUAUGCCGACCCACCCACAGACUCACUACUGCUUUGCAGACUUCGUUGUCCGUGCCAAGAUUAUGGACGGCCCCCAUCUCUACAACCCGGACGGAGUGCCCUCCCCUGAGCCGGAACCGGAGACAGAUGGUCUGGUCUACGAGCUGCCGACUGAUGCCAGCUUGGAAAGGACAACCCUGCCACCUCUGCCGGCUGAUGACGAUGCGCCAUCUACCGACGUCCACAGGUACAGUAUCUCCAUCAAUAAGAACUUCAAGGGGCAGCUAGGAAAAGAUGUGGACCCUUCCAGCGUGUACACCAUGGCAGAGACGUCUCUGUGUGGCAUUGAUAUGGAACUCAAGUCUGGACAGCUCUACAUUUUGGCAGGUUACAUCUAUAAGAACAAGAUGCACGUGGGGCUGUGUAACUGGGUCAGUCCGUGGGAAGAAGUGACAGAGAAGCAGAGGCGUGGACUCAAGUACAUGUACAGAGACAACUGCGAAUGUGCGAUCCAGCCUUGCUUCCCCGGGAAGACGUGCAAACCUUGGGACGAGCAGACGUGCCUGUGGGACGACAUGUACACCACCGACUGCUCCAGUCGCCUGAGCGCGUGCGUCAAGAGCUCCGACAACACCUGCAGCUGGUUCGUGCACAAGGCCAUGCGGGACUGCACCAACCCCAUCUCUCCCGAGGCUGCUGGCAACAUCCCUAACGUCCCGGAGAUCCCCCGGCUACCUGAAGUGGACGAGCCCUUCUACCCGCAGGUGGAAACACACAAGCCUCUUGUGCCGCUCCACGGGGGCGAAAGUGACGUCAACCGCGAGAACGAGCGGUUCGAAGACGGCAGCAACGAGGUGGACCCCGUCGGUCACCCGGUGGAGAAGGCGGACGAGCCGAUAGAUGCGGAGAAGGCGGCGUAUGACUACCUGGACGAGCCCAUAGAUGUGUGGUUAGGUCGCUGGGACAUCGACGGGGACGCCCCCUGAGAACCCACCGCCAUGAUGAUUUUCCCCAACCCCUGAAAUUAUCUCCCAUGAAACUAAACCACUAUUUCGGUUAACCUUCGUAUUACCUGUAACGUUACUAACAUUGUGAUUUUGAGAAUGUCGAUCUUCAUUUGGCUUUUGUUUAAAAAAAGCAGAUAUCUUUGUAUUAUAGGAAUAUUUUUUUCAUAAUCAUAAGGAAAAUAUUAUUGUUUGGAAUUGUAUGAUGACGAUAAAAUGGAAUAAGGGCUUGAGUGCUAUAACAUGAUGUGAUCAUGAUUGCUUUUGCUAGUUGCUGCCUUGCUCAUAGCAGCGGUGGAGAUAUUGUAAAUACCUGUGUAGGAGGAACUUUUGUAUGAGUCAAGCUAAGACAGUUGCGCUAUCAUUUAAGUGUACCGAACGCACAUGCACAGUGAAAUUCAGGAAGUGUGCUUAAAUCUGCUAUCGAAAACGAACAAAAAUCAUGAAAUGCCCCUCCUUUAAAACCCUUAUGAGUCUUUUAUAAAGUCAUAUUCACUAUCUGGAUUUUGUACGAACUACGAAGUUACCAACACGCUUCACAAAUAGGCGUCGUCUGUGCUGACCGCAAGACCACCAAAUAAAGGCUGAAAUCUA
Molecule: messenger RNA, 1847 nt
Organism: Branchiostoma floridae (Florida lancelet)
Lineage: Eukaryota; Metazoa; Chordata; Leptocardii; Amphioxiformes; Branchiostomatidae
Product: metalloproteinase inhibitor 3-like
Biological process (GO): negative regulation of endopeptidase activity; negative regulation of membrane protein ectodomain proteolysis
Cellular component (GO): extracellular matrix
Molecular function (GO): protease binding; metalloendopeptidase inhibitor activity
Source: RefSeq, a predicted model, not a curated record